Molecule: messenger RNA, 3081 nt
Organism: Tyto alba (common barn owl)
Lineage: Eukaryota; Metazoa; Chordata; Aves; Strigiformes; Tytonidae
Gene: ANKRD35
Product: ankyrin repeat domain 35
Exons: 12
Coding region: 554-3016 (820 amino acids)
Molecular function (GO): actin binding
Source: RefSeq, a predicted model, not a curated record
CCCAAACUGCGGGGGGGGGGCUGGGGGGGAGAGGGAGGGCUGCGGGCAGGGGCUAUGUCAUGCACUGAGUACAUGGGGUCUCAGCAGUGCGACGAGCGCGCCGGGUCUCAGCCCCACACCUGCGUCCGUCGCUGUCUGCACCCCCCCGGGGGGGACAGCAGUGUCUGUCUGUCUGUCCGUCCCCGCCCCCCCCCCCCCAGUCUGUCCCACGUCCCCAGCCUCUCCGCGUGUUGUCCCCUCAGGGGUGAGCUGAGCGUGUCCGUUCUCAGCAGGCUGCCCGAGGCCAGGGUGAUGGGCACCCAAAGUGGGGGGGGGUGUUUCCUUCCACCCUCACCCCCCCCCCCCUCCACACACACUCUCACGAGCGGGAGGUCCCCGGGGAGGUGACGGGACAAGCCACCCCCCCUGCUCCCCCCCCCGGGCGUGGGGAGGUGACGGGGCGGAGGACGCGCACCCAAGGCGCCCGCACCCACACGCCUCUGACGCUCGUGGCACCCACACCCGCACCCACCCGGCGGGGGGUAGGGGGCCUGGGGACCCCCCCCCGGCCACCAUGAAGCGGAUGUUCUCCUGCUCCAGCUCGCAGGUGGCGGUCGAGAGCUGGAACAAGCAGGACCAGAAGCUUUUGGAAGCGGUGGAGAAGGGUGACGUGGGCAGGGUGGCCGCCCUCGCCUCCCGCAAAACCGCCCGGCCCGCCAAGCUCAACGCCGUGGGGCAGUCCGCCUUCCACCUGGCUGCGUCCAAGGGUCUCACCGAGUGCCUGAGGCUGCUGCUGGCCCACGGGGCCCCCAUUAAUGAGAAGAACGAUGACGGCAGCACCGCUCUGCAUCUGGCCACCAUCUCCUGCCAGCCCCAGUGCGUCAAGGUCCUGCUGCAGCACGGUGCCAACGAGAACCACGUGGACGGGCAGAACCGAACCCCCCUGCACUGGGCUGCCUCCUCGGGCUGUGCCUCCAGCGUGCUGCUGCUCUGCGACCACGAGGCCCUCCUGGAUGUCACCGAUGUGCACGGGCAGACCCCCCUGAUGCUGGCGGCGCGGGGGAACCACGCUGCCGUCUGUGCCCAGCUCCUGCAGCGAGGGGCCACCCCCAACCUGGCUGACAAGGACAAGAGGACCGCCCUGACGCUGGCCUGCGAGCACGGCAGCCUGGAGUCGGCCGAGCUGCUGCUGCGCCACGGGGCAGCCGUGGGGGACGAGGACCCCUGGCACCGCGGCACCCGCGGCGGGGGGGGAGAGAACGGCACCGGCUGUGCCGGGGACCCUGAGCCGCAGGUGGGAAGCCAGGGAGAGGGGACCCCGGGCAGCGACAGCGAGGAGGAGGAGGAGGAGGAGGAGGAGGAGGAGGAGGAGGAGGAGGGGGAUGGAGAGCAGCAGGCCGGGGGCGAUGCCCGGCGGGUGCGGCGGCUGCAGGAGCGGCUGGCGAGGAAGACGCAGGAAUGCGAGCGGCUGGCGGCCGCCGCCGCCGGCAUCCGGCAGCGGGUGCGGGAGCUGGCGCGGCUCCUGCCCGCGCGCGGAGCCGGGGACGGGACGGAGGAUGAGGACGGCGCCUGCCUGGCCCUCCUGGCCCAGCACGUGGGGGAGCUGAGGAAGAGGAUGAUGGCCGAGGAAGAGGACAGAGGAGACCAGCUCAACGGCGAUGCCGCGGCACCGGAGCUGGCCCCGUUCCUGGCCUGGCUGGGGGACGAGUGUGCCAAAAUGCGGGCGGCGAAGGCGAGCGCCUUCACCCGCAGCAAGGGGCUGCGGAGGGAGGUGGAGGAAGCUCUGCGGAGCAAACUGCACUACGAGGUGGUGUCGGCCGACGCCGUCCGGAGGAGCUUGGCCGCCUGGGAGAAGCUGGCGGUGGGGCUGGAGCAGACGCUGAGCCGCGCCGACGAGACCCACGCCAAGAUGCUCGGAGGAUCCCGUGCCCUCUUGGCGAAACUCCGGCGGGCGCCGGGGCGGCCGCUCGCCGGGGCGGCACCUUGCCGGUGCUCGGUGAACGGCACGGAGCCGGCUCAGGGUGGGAAAAGCCGAGAGGAGCCGCCGAAGGAGGGUGGGAGUUUGGAGAGGGAGGUGCUGGAGCUGAAGGAGAACAACGGGUCGCUCCUGGGGGAGCUGGCCCGGCUGGGGCGCGAGCGGGAGCGGCUGCAGGAGGAGCUGCGGGCGCUGCGGGAACGGGAGCCCGGCGCCGAACCGGUGACGGAAAGUUCCGGAACGGCCGCCCUGGCCCAGGCGCUGGCGGCCGAGCGGGAGGAGGCGGCGAGGCUGCGGCGGAGGCUGGCGGGGCAGCGGCGGGAGCUGGCGGCGCUGCGGGACGGGGUGGGCGAGCGGGCGCGGGAGGCGGCUGGCGACGCCGGCGCCGACGUCCUGCGGGAGCUGCAGCGCAAGCUGGACGGGCUGGUGAGGUCCCAGCACGAGGCCUUGCAGCUCGUUGCGGAGAUGGAGGGCGACGGUACCCGCCGGGACGCCGGGGCUGGGCUGGCGGGCGAGCUGGAGGAUGCGCUGGGCGAACUGGCGGAGGAGCUGGGGCCGGGGCCGGGUCCCGGCGUGGGGCGGGCGCUGGAGCGGGUCGCCGGCGUCGCCGCGGAGCUGCGCGGCCGGGAGCUGCCCGGGGAGCGGCCGGGGGCCGAGGCCGGGCGCUGGCGGGCGGCGGCGGCCGAGGAGAAGCGGGAGAAGGAGGCGGCGGUGGCCCGGGCGGCCGAGCGGGAGCGGGAGGCGUGGGAGCUGCGGGAGAAGGCGGCCGGGCUGGAGCAGAGCGUGGGCGACCUGCGGGCCCGGGCGGGCGAGCUGGCCAGGGCCUGCCGGGACAAGGAGGGGAAGAUGAAGAAGCUGCUGGCGGAGACGGAGAAGCUGUCGGCGGAGGUGCUGGGGCUGCGCAGCCAGAGCGCCCGGCUCCAGCUCCAGCUCGAGGUCCAGCAGAAAAACCACCGGGACGUCGUAGCCGUCUACAGGACCCACCUGCUCAACGCUGCCCAGGGGUUCAUGGACGAGGGGGUGCACGCCAUGCUGCUGCGGAUCCUGCGGACGGAGGAGUGAGGGGCAGGAUUGGUGCCGGUCCCGUUCCCCCCCCCCCCCAAAAAGCCAUUAAACUGGAAAUGCUG